AUGGGCACCUCCCUAUCUCCUCUCAUCACUGAAAUCUCCACGACAUCCCUCGAAGAAUCACCCCUCUCCACAGCACCAUUCCAUCCCCUCUGCUGGUACCGAAACGUAGACGACACAUUCACCACCAUAGCCCACCAGAACGACCCCACAGAGUUCCUUGAACAUCUCAACGCCGAGCACCAGAGAAUCCAGUUCACCAUGAAAACCGACACUAAUCAACAUCUUCCUUUCCUAGACGUGUCCCCCCAAACCACAGAUGAUGCACUAAGAACAUCAGUGUACCGCAAGCCAACACACACAAACCAGUACAUCCACUACAACUCCUGCCACCAUCUCCAGAUAAAACAAGCCAUCAUCGCCACCCUCACCCGACGUGCCAAAUCCAUUUGUCACCCUGAUGCCCUAAGCAGUGAACUGGACCAUCUCAAGGAAACAUUCACCUCCCUCAACAGCUAUAUCUGCCCACCAAGUCUCCAAAACCAUCCGCAAGACCCUCAAGGACUCCAACCCCAGGCCCAAACCAGCUCCUUCGCCCAUCAGAGUCACCAUACCCUACCAAGGCCCUGUCACUCAUCAGAUUCCCGCUUCAUCAAGAACAAAGCCUACAUAGAUGUCACCUUCUCUAGCGGCAAGUCCAUCAAGACCCAUCUACAAGCCAAGGGCAGAGACACAAGCACAUAG
Molecule: messenger RNA, 681 nt
Organism: Haliotis rufescens (red abalone)
Lineage: Eukaryota; Metazoa; Mollusca; Gastropoda; Lepetellida; Haliotidae
Exons: 1
Coding region: 1-681 (226 amino acids)
Source: RefSeq, a predicted model, not a curated record